Molecule: messenger RNA, 1044 nt
Organism: Theobroma umbraticum
Lineage: Eukaryota; Viridiplantae; Streptophyta; Magnoliopsida; Malvales; Malvaceae
Source: RefSeq, a predicted model, not a curated record
AUGGGUUUUCUACCUGCAACAAGUAAUAAAACUUUAAUGGUUUCCAUAUUUCUACUCCUUGCAAUUUCAAUGUCCAAUGGCCAGAAUACAGCAGGUGCACCAUCCAUAGGCGUAUGUAAUGGAAGAAUUGCCGAUGAUUUGCCCUCUGAACAAGAUGUUGUAAAUUUCUACAAAAUCAAUGGCAUUGGAGCAAUGAGAAUCUAUGAUCCAAAUCAGUUCACUCUCCAAGCCCUCAAAGGAACAAACAUACAACUAAUCCUCGGUAUCCCGAAUGCUGCUCUUCAGUCCCUUACCAAUCCCUCAGCUGCAAGUGAUUUUGUUAAAAGAAAUAUAGUAUCCUUCUCACCUGCAGUCAAAUUUCGCUACAUUUCUGUCGGAAACGAAGUAAAGCCAACUGAUCCGGAAGCACAAUUUGUUCUGCCUGCAAUGCAGAACAUUUACAAUGCUUUGGUGUCAGCAAAUUUGCAAGGACAAAUCAAGGUUUCUACAUCAGUUGAACCAACUUUGUUGGGCAAUUCUUACCCUCCCUCGGCAGGGGUGUUCAGUGAAGUUGCACGUCCUUACAUAAUACCGAUCAUCCAAUUCUUAGCAAGCAAUGGGGCACCUCUACUUGCCAAUAUCUACACCUACUUCAGCUACAUCGGUGACACAAAGAACAUCAAUCUUGGCUUUGCGUUGUUUACAUCUCCGGGAGUUGUAGUGCAAGAUGGACCAUCCGGGUAUCAGAAUCUGUUUGAUGCGACAUUGGAUUCUUUGUAUUCUGCUCUUGAGAAAGUAGGAGCUGCCAAUUUGGAAAUCGUAGUCUCAGAGAGUGGUUGGCCAUCUGCUGGAGGCACCGCAGCAACCGUUGAAAAUGCAAGCACUUACUACAAGAAUUUGAUCAAACAUGUUAAGAAUGGAACCCCAAAGAGGCCUGGAAAACCUAUAGAAACCUACUUGUUUGCAAUGUUUGAUGAGAAUCGAAAGGGUCCUGCUGAAACUGAGCGCCAUUUCGGCCUUUUCUCCCCUAAUAAGCAGCCCAAGUAUCCAAUCAAAUUCGUUUAG